Messenger RNA from Symsagittifera roscoffensis, 1029 nucleotides. Its product is annotated as dynein axonemal heavy chain 12-like. The record is from RefSeq and is a predicted model, not a curated record. Gene Ontology annotation, biological process: microtubule-based movement. NCBI's taxonomy places the organism in Eukaryota, Metazoa, Xenacoelomorpha, Acoela, Convolutidae. The transcript has 4 exons. Gene Ontology annotation, molecular function: dynein intermediate chain binding; minus-end-directed microtubule motor activity; dynein light intermediate chain binding. Bases 1 to 1029 code for a protein of 342 amino acids. Gene Ontology annotation, cellular component: dynein complex.
AUGACCACGUGGUUUCCUGACGUCAUCGACCUCAUGAUGAGAGACGAGUGCUCUGUCCGCUACAAAUCAGACCAGCUGAAAAACUUCUACAACUGCGUGUCUGUUUUAUUAUCCAAUCAGAUUAAAGAGUUCCUUCGAAAUGGAAUAGCAAAAUGGACCAACUUGUUCCUCCCCGAGAACUCAGAUUUCCUACCCCUUUUCAAGGUCGAUUUGGUAUUGGAUGACGAAGGCAUGCAGUUUUUGCCACGCUAUGAGCAAUUGGAGAACAGUUUGGUGUCUGUUAUUGAUGAAGUUGCAUCUCGUAUGCAAAACGUGCAGACGCUGCAGUCGUGGAUGGCGUCUUCUUUCGCCCAAAACAGUCCACCCCAGUUUGUGAACACUCAAUUGAGCGAGGAGCUCCUCAAUAUACACAAGCAGACAGUGAUCAACACUGUCAAAGAAAAGUUCAAACACGUAGACGAAUACCUGAAGAUGCAAUUUGUUGACAAGUUCAGCUACCUGAUAGACGGGGAAGCAGCACAGAGUGUGCAGAAGUUCCUCAAUGAUCCCGAGCAGACAUUUGCCACUAUUGAGAAGGAAGCACAGUCGUUUUGGAAAACUUGUAACGAGAUCCGAAUCCUAGACGCCAUUCACACCGUCUCUCUCUUUGAAAUCGGAUGCCAGGACAUCAAAAGAGGUCUAUGCGACAGAGCCAAAAAUUUCGCAGGCAUAAACCUGAACAAACUGGUCGAUGAAAUUCGGAAAACUAACCAAGGCAUUUGCACGGCUUACAACGAAAUUGAAGACGUGUGUCUCAAGAGUGCAAAAACUACUGAGGAACUUAUGGAACAGUUGUCGUUUGUUGAAAACGCAAGAAGUAUUGGAUCUUUGCAGCUGACUGACAAAAUUAAAAUGACCUUGAAGCACUUUUUAGUCCUGACUGAUACGCAUUUGUUCACAUCUGAAGACGUGGAGUUGAUCAAUUCUGCGGUCACGUGGCCUACUAGGGCGGCACCCAUUUUUGACAAACAUGACGAGGUAAUUGAUUAA